AUGCUUUCAAAAUUAUAUAGAAAAUCAACAUCUCAAACGAUUUUUUUGUCAUUACCAUUAAAAUUAAAAAAAAAAUCAUUAUUUUAUAUUUUACCAAGACCUUCAAAUUGCACUCUUUAUCAUCAACAAAAUCAAAUGUAUUCAUCAUAUAAUAAAAAAAAAUUAUCGAUUUUGGAUCAAAAUAUUCAAAGAUUACAAGAAAAAAUAUCAACUUCUGAUAAACAAAAUAUUUCAAAGACGGAAUAUAUUCCGUUUUCAAAUAUUGAUGACUAUGAAAGUAUAUAUCGAUCAAUUACUUCUUCAAAUAAAAUUUCAUUAUUGGGAAAAAGAAAUAACGAUGAAGAAAAUGAAAUUUUAUCGGAAUCCAUAACAAAACCAGAGUCAUCAUCUUCAACAUUAAUAAUAACAAAAAGAAAUAAUCCAGAAGAUAUCAUCAAUCAAUCAUCCAUUGAUUUUGAACAAGGUUUAAUGUGUGAAUUAUCUGCAUUUAUCAACAAGAAAAGCCUUUCUAAUCCUAUAUCUGAUAAACAAAAUAUUUCAAAGACGGAAUAUAUUCCGUUUUCAAAUAUUGAUGACUAUGAAAGUAUAUAUCGAUCAAUUACUUCUUCAAAUAAAAUUUCAUUAUUGGGAAAAAGAAAUAACGAUGAAGAAAAUGAAAUUUUAUCGGAAUCCAUAACAAAACCAGAGUCAUCAUCUUCAACAUUAAUAAUAACAAAAAGAAAUAAUCCAGAAGAUAUCAUCAAUCAAUCAUCCAUUGAUUUUGAUCAGAUUUUCAAUCUAAAAACAACUAUAAAGAAAAAAUCUUUAAAAGAAGAAGAUGAAAAUUAUUUAUUAAACCAAAAUAAGACAAUAAUAAAGAACAAUGAUGCAAUGUUCAAAAAUCUAUAUGAUCCAGAGAUUAUAAAAAGACUGGAAAAGAAAUCUGCACUGUCACCAGAUCUUAUAAUAUAUGAUCACCUUUUAAAUCAUUAUUCAAAUAUCGGAAAUCUAGAUCGAGCGAUUGAAAUUUUUGAUCAAAUUGAAAAAAAUGGAUUUGUGCCAACAUUAUACAGUUACGCGAAUUUAAUUAAAGCUUAUGCAUAUCAUAGAAGAAUCAAUGAUGUAUUUGAAGUUUUCAAUAAAUUAAAGAUGGGGAAUUUGAUACCAAAUCAGGAAAAAAACGCAGAAAAAGCCUUUGAUUUAUACAAAGAAAUGUUAGAACAAGGACUAAAACUUACUGGAAUUACAUAUAAUUCAUUAAUUGAUGCUUGUUCGAAACGAAAAGAUAUCUUUUUUUAUAAAGAAAAAAAUUAUAUACAAUUUGAAUACAAAAAGGCAUUUGAUUUAGUUCAAGAAAUGAAAGAACAUGGAUGCUCGCCUGAUCUGAUUACAUAUAAUUCUUUAAUGUAUGCAUGUGCUAUAAAUAAAGAUUUAAAAUUAGCUAGGAAUUUAUUUAUAUCAAUAAUUCAAAGCACCUGA
This is a messenger RNA of Entrophospora sp. SA101, 1458 nucleotides long. The record is from the annotation of a GenBank genome assembly. Lineage: Eukaryota; Fungi; Glomeromycota; Glomeromycetes; Entrophosporales; Entrophosporaceae.